GCCCUGCGACCCUCACUUCCGGCUCGUAGGAGAAGGUCAGAAAGAAGGUUCGAGUCACUGUAAUUGGGAGCCAUGUUGUGGGCGCGCACGGUUCGUAACUUCAGUACCUCGCUGAUCCGCAGAUCACACUAUGAGGAAGGCCCGGGAAAGAACUUGCCAUUUUCUGUGGAGAACAAGUGGAAGCUAUUGGCAAUGAUGGCAGUAUUCUUUGGCUCCGGCUUUUCUGCUCCAUUUGUUUUAGUCUGGCAUCAAAUGCUCAAGAAAUGAGACUGUUAUUCAAUGGAGCUCCACCUCAACUGUAGUAUGAUGUCUGCUGAACAGCUUAAAUCCUCAUGAGUCUUUGCUGUCAAUAUUUCCAGUGAGAUGUUCUUGUAAAUAAAAGUAUUAACAAAUUAAACAUUUUGCUCUUAAUUUGUACUGUACUUUAUUAACUUGAAAUCUACUUGACAUUUAAAUAGUUUCUCCCAUGUAUCUUCACUGUUCCACUUAACGUCUUGACAACUUUGACCAACUCAGCCCUUAUACUUCUAGUUCCAGGCUAAGUAACCCUGGUUUGUUUAAUCUUAUAGUUUAAUCUUUGGAGUACAAGUACAAUUCUAGUAAGUAUACAAUGUACUCCCUUCAAAGCCAAUAUAUCCUCCCUGAAGUGUCCAGAACUGCUUUAAAAACUCGAGGCAUGGCCUAAUGAGCAUUUUUGUUUUGUAUUGUGAAAUAUUUAAUGUCUUUAUUAAAAUAAAUACUUAUAUACAAAA
This is a messenger RNA of Carcharodon carcharias (great white shark), 752 nucleotides long. RefSeq names its product cytochrome c oxidase subunit 7C, mitochondrial. Bases 73 to 267 code for a protein of 64 amino acids. Gene Ontology annotation, biological process: mitochondrial electron transport, cytochrome c to oxygen. The record is from RefSeq and is a predicted model, not a curated record. The transcript has 3 exons. Lineage: Eukaryota; Metazoa; Chordata; Chondrichthyes; Lamniformes; Lamnidae.